UUGUUAUCGUGUUGUUGUGUGCGGCCUAUUCUACGAUGACACAAAAUACCAAUAUUCCUGUCAAUUAUCCAAUGAUGCCGCCAAUGGACGAUAUGAAUAAGUAUGCACAUUUACUACAAGUUAUUGAAGAAAUGGGACGCGACAUUAAGCCGACUUAUGCCAACAAUAAGAAUGCUGCAGAGAGACUAAAGAAAAAUAUUCAUACUGCCAGAAUUUUAGUCAGAGAGUGUGUUUCAGAACUUGAGCGAGUAAUGAGAACGUAA
Messenger RNA from Trichobilharzia regenti, 263 nucleotides. The record is from the annotation of a GenBank genome assembly. NCBI's taxonomy places the organism in Eukaryota, Metazoa, Platyhelminthes, Trematoda, Strigeidida, Schistosomatidae.